AUGAGAGUGCCUUCUCCGCACCCAAAUCACAACCCUACGAACAACGUCGUCAAUCUCAACACCGUUUAUCCGCUGGGAACUGAACUCGAUGUCAAUUAUCAUCUAUUUUCACUCUUGACCGCAUGCUGGAGUAUUAAUUCCAAUUGUCUGACAAUGGCGUCGGCUGGCCCUCUUUACCUUGGCUUCGACCUUUCCACUCAACAACUCAAAGGAUUAGUGGUUGAUUCAAGUCUGCGCAAAGUCCAUGAAGCGAAAUUCGACUUUGAUGCCGAUUCUCAAGGCUUCGAUGUCAAAAAGGGUGUUCUUGUCAAUGAAGCCGAGCGUGAAGUCUUUGCUCCUGUAGCAAUGUGGCUGCAAGCCAUUGAUACUCUGCUUACCAGACUGAAGGAAAAUGGCUUGGACUUUGCACGAAUUAAAGGAAUCAGUGGCUCCGGCAUGCAACAUGGAAGUGUCUUUUGGAGCGCCGAUGCCGAGCAACUCCUCGCUCAACUGCAACCAGAGAAAACAUUGCAAUCGCAACUUGACGAAGCAUUUGCUCAUCCUUUUAGUCCUAAUUGGCAGGACGCAAGCACACAAAAGGAGUGUGAUGAGUUUGACGCCAUUCUGGGCAACCAGUCUCAACUGGCGGAUGCCACAGGAAGCAAAGCUCACCAUCGAUUCACCGGACCGCAAAUCUUGAGAUUCCAGCGAAAAUAUCCCGACAAAUACCUCAAGACAUAUAGAAUUACACUAGUCUCGUCAUGGUUGGCAACAAUGUUUCUGGGCAAGUUUGCUCCAUUCGACAUCUCAGAUGUCUGUGGAAUGAACCUUUGGGACAUAAAAGCCGGCAAGUGGAACGAGAAGUUAUUGGCACUUGCUGCUGGUCCCUCUGGAGUCAAGGUAUUGCAGAAGAAGCUCGGAGACGUGCCUGAAGAUGGUGGAAUUCAUCUUGGUUCUAUUUCACCAUAUUUUGUCAAGCGCUAUGGCUUCAGCUCAGAUGCCACCAUUAUUGCCUCCACAGGGGACAACCCUUCGACGAUUCUAGCACUGCCACUCCGCUCAAACGACGCUAUGGUGUCACUUGGCACGUCCACUACAUUUCUCAUGUCGACAAGCGAAUAUAAACCAGAUCCAGCGACGCACUUUUUCAAUUCCCCGACGACGGCAGGGUUAUACAUGUUCAUGCUCUGCUACAAGAACGGCGGGUUGGCAAGAGAAAAGGUUCGCGAUGCCAUCAACUCGGCCUCAUCCAAUAUCCAAGAUAAGAAUUCAUGGGAGGCAUUCGACAAGCAUCUCCUCUCCACCGCGCCCUUUGCCCAGAGCAACCCAUCAGAACCGCUGAAUCUAGGUCUUUACUUCCCACGACCAGAAAUCAUCCCGAACCUCCCCGUGGGUGAAUGGCACUACUCGUAUGACCCAGAAACGGACAAACUCAUUCGUACCAACGGCGUUCCAGAAUCUCCAACACAGGAUGCACGAAUCAUUGUCGAGUCACAAUUCCUCUCAUUACGCCUACGGUCACGCGAGCUUGUCUCAUCGCCCGCACCGUCUCUCCCACCACAGCCUCGUCGCAUAUACCUUGUCGGAGGUGGCAGCCGCAACAGCGCCAUCGCCAAGGUUGCUGGCCAAGUGCUGGGUGGCAGCGAAGGAGUUUUCAAACUCGAUGUAGGCGAAAACGCCUGUGCUCUCGGCGCUGCAUACAAAGCCGUUUGGGCUAUCGAACGUGAUGGAUCAAAAGGCGAGACGUUUGAAGAACUCAUUGGCAAGAGAUGGCGUGAAGAAGAGUUUGUUGAGAAGAUCGCGGAGGGUUAUGAUCCAGACGUUUUUGAGAGAUAUGGUGCGGCACUCAAGGGGUUCGAGCGCAUGGAGACUGAGUUGCUGAAAGAGUAUCAACAGCAUUAA
Exophiala mesophila is the source of this 1881-nucleotide messenger RNA. RefSeq lists its product as uncharacterized. The record is from RefSeq and is a predicted model, not a curated record. Gene Ontology annotation, cellular component: cytosol. Lineage: Eukaryota; Fungi; Ascomycota; Eurotiomycetes; Chaetothyriales; Herpotrichiellaceae. Bases 1 to 1881 code for a protein of 626 amino acids. Gene Ontology annotation, molecular function: D-xylulokinase activity. The transcript has a single exon. Gene Ontology annotation, biological process: xylulose metabolic process; D-xylose metabolic process.